GUGCGAGGUAGUGCCGCAGUGCCGCAUGCCCGCAGCCGCUGCAUGCGUUGGUGUCGAGAGUAGUUUCUUUGCAAGAUGGCGGGUGUUUGUAUGCGAUUUGUUUCCUCAGCACCCAGGCCACUAUGGAAAUUGUCAAGGCCAUUGUCCACUUCUUCAGCAACUUUCUGCUAUAAGGAGAUGAAUCCUUCAGAUCCCAGCAUGACAUUCAAGGACAUGACAGACCGUGCUGCACAGAAAGUACUCCUUACUGAGAUCAUGAGAGGUCUGGCUGUUACAACGGGACAAAUUUUCAAGGAGCCGGCCACCAUCAAUUACCCAUUUGAAAAGGGACCCUUGAGCCCCAGGUUUCGAGGCGAGCACGCCCUCCGCCGUUACCCUUCUGGUGAAGAGCGCUGCAUCGCGUGCAAGCUGUGUGAAGCCAUCUGCCCUGCACAGGCCAUUACAAUAGAAGCAGAAGAACGAGCGGACGGAAGCAGGAGGACAACCAGAUAUGACAUUGACAUGACCAAGUGCAUCUACUGUGGGUUCUGCCAGGAAGCCUGUCCUGUUGAUGCCAUCGUUGAGGGCCCAAAUUUUGAAUACUCAACGGAGACCCACGAAGAGCUCCUGUACAACAAAGAGAAGCUGCUUAAUAACGGUGACAAGUGGGAGCCAGAAAUAGCAGCCAAUAUUCAAGCUGAUUACUUGUACAGAUAGGUACAUUGUUUCCGUGAGGAUUAAGACUGGUUUAGCCUUGUGAAUAUCGGAAAAUAAACUUAGGUACGCAGCGGCA
Molecule: messenger RNA, 772 nt
Organism: Ornithodoros turicata
Lineage: Eukaryota; Metazoa; Arthropoda; Arachnida; Ixodida; Argasidae
Gene: ND-23
Product: NADH-ubiquinone oxidoreductase subunit 8-like
Exons: 5
Coding region: 76-696 (206 amino acids)
Biological process (GO): mitochondrial electron transport, NADH to ubiquinone; mitochondrial respiratory chain complex I assembly
Cellular component (GO): membrane
Molecular function (GO): 4 iron, 4 sulfur cluster binding; NADH dehydrogenase activity
Source: RefSeq, a predicted model, not a curated record